AUGGACAUGGGCAGGUCAGAGGGAAAAAGAGAUGGAGGACAUGGAAAGGCGGGACCUUGUCUGGGUCAAAUCCUGACCCCAAGUGGGCGGGCACAUACAUCUCCCAUCACUGCUUUCACUUUUCCUCCCCCCCCCCCAUCACUCAUCCUUCUACUUUCACCUUUACCCUUAUCUAUUCCCCACAACCAAAAAUCCCCUACUGCUUUUACCUCCUCCUUUUUCUAUUCACAAACCUUGUCCUCCUCUGCUGAUAUCUCUUUCUCCUCCUCCUUUUUGUUAACCUUUAACCCUUUUCCCUAUCUUUUUAUUAAUCUUCUUUUUCUCGUUACUCUAUUUAUUUAUGCCUUCCUUUUCUCUUUUAAAUAUAUCUCUUUUUUAUCUUUCUCUCCUCAUUUCGCAAAUACAGAAUUCUCUCUCUCUCUUUACCAUUACCCCCCACUCAUAUUUCCUUCUCUUUCUUCAACCUAUUCAAUCUUUCUUUUCCUUCUCUUUACUGUUAUAAUUAAGACAAUUUUUAGUAGAAACUACUGUCACUGA
Acanthosepion pharaonis is the source of this 537-nucleotide messenger RNA. NCBI's taxonomy places the organism in Eukaryota, Metazoa, Mollusca, Cephalopoda, Sepiida, Sepiidae. The record is from the annotation of a GenBank genome assembly.